AUGCAAGUUCCACAAGCAAUUGCUAAGAAAAUAGUUUCCAAGAUUCACCAAACUCUAUCAAUCGAUCAAGUCCAAUCCUCUCCAGUUGUUUCUACUCCAGCUGAACCCGCUCAAUCUCCCGUUUUAGCUGAUCCUGCAGUCCAAUCACCUGCAGUUGUCGAACCCGCUCAAGCUCCAGUUCUCACACCUUUGACUGAACCUCAAGAACUUGCCUCAGAAUCUUCCUCUGAAUUAGCCCAAUCUCCCGUUUUAGAAGUAUCUUCCACCACCACAACCACAACCACCACUACCACAACUACUCCUGCACCAACCACUCUCAGUACCACCACUUCAACCGCCGCCCAAAGAGUUGCACCAUCCAAGACUUAUGUUGCCCCCACAAAGACCCAUUCAGUUGUUCAAACCCAAGUCGUCAAAGAGGAAGCAGUUAAAACCCCAACCAAAACUUCAAUUAAAUCUCCAUCGAAAACAUCAGCACCCAAAUCGGUUCCCACUAAGACCUCAAACUAUUCAACCAAACAAGUAGUUCAAUCGCCCUCUCGAUAUGUCAGUCCAGUUAAAACCGCUCGAGGUUUCGCUCAGACCAACUAUUAA
This is a messenger RNA of Panonychus citri (citrus red mite), 594 nucleotides long. Its product is annotated as salivary glue protein Sgs-3-like. The transcript has a single exon. The coding region runs from base 1 to 594 and encodes 197 amino acids. Lineage: Eukaryota; Metazoa; Arthropoda; Arachnida; Trombidiformes; Tetranychidae. The record is from RefSeq and is a predicted model, not a curated record.